CAUGACUCCAUGCAACAACCGAGUAUUUCAGUCCAAGCUCCUGAAGUUUACCAUCGGCACUGAUCGUGAAGAAGUUAUCAUCCAUAGUGAUAUACUCAAAUCACAUUCGACGCCCUGGUUCGACAGCGAUGGCGGUAGUUUUGCUGGUGAUGAAUCUAUCAUAAUCAAGGACACAGAUAAAUAUAUCUUUAGUCUUGCCUGUCAGUACUUGUACACUGGAGACUACUCUAUUACGAUUCCCGGCGACACGCCACCUCCCGGCCUGGCUUUUGGUGGACGAGAAAAGGUGCAGCAGGCCCGUGUACUCGAAGGAUGUCUCUUUCGAGACACAGAGACGGUGGAACAAUUCGCGGAAUACCUUGUACGGCGGAUUCAGCCACGGCCCUCUGAGGGUUCGCAAGGUAGCUAUAGUCCUACGAUGGAUUAUACCGAAAUGCUUCUCACCCAUGCUCGCCUUCAUGUUUUUGCGGCAAAAUAUGGACUACAGGAGCUGCGUGACAUCUGCCUCUUCAAGAUAUUACAUCUCCUGCAUACUUUCCCAAUAUGCCAGGAUCGCACUGGGGAUAUUGUUCGGUUGUUUGACUUUGCCCUCCGCGCGGGCACUGAGCGGUGCGAGAAUCUAAUCAGAAUGGUGUGUCAUUACGCUGCUUGGCACAUCCGAUUAUUUCUGCACAACAGAGAGUUCGAGAUACUUCUGCAGGAACAGCCCACUUUGGUUAAACUUUUACUUACUAUAAUGAGUGGUAGUCCUUAGUAAAUGAAUUGGUCGAGACUUAAAUGGGAGUCUAGUUCCGUGUGUCUAUGCCAAGGCUUAUAGAACGGUGCGAUUAUCCCAAGGUCCAGACCAUGCGAAACUAAA
Aspergillus pseudotamarii is the source of this 859-nucleotide messenger RNA. RefSeq lists its product as uncharacterized. The annotation marks the transcript as partial. The transcript has 2 exons. Lineage: Eukaryota; Fungi; Ascomycota; Eurotiomycetes; Eurotiales; Aspergillaceae. The record is from RefSeq and is a predicted model, not a curated record.